UUGGCCAAAUCGACUGUCUCCGCGCUACUUGAUACACUCGGACCCAACGACUUUGUCAACAUAUAUAGAUAUAGUGACACUGUGUCGGAAUUGCACCAAUGCUACACGAAAAUAUUAGCCCAGGCGGUACCGGAAACAAUACGAGAGCUUAAAACCGCUGUUUGGGGAUCUGAAGUGACUGGUGGCGCAGCAAAUCUGACCGGUGCUCUGACAACAGCAUUUGAGAUUCUCCAUCGGUACAAUCGCACCGGUCAAGGUUGUCAAUGUAACCAAGCUAUUGCCGUGGUGGGAGCAGGGGGUGGUACUGCGGGGGUAAAGACAGUUUUCCGUACUUGGAACUGGCCUCACAUGCCCGUACGUAUAUUCACGUACAGGGUAGGAGGCGACGCGGCCUCGGGUCACGAUAUGAAAGACAUGGCUUGCACCAACAAAGGAUUCCACGUGACUAUAAAUGAUCACAGCGAGGUACGUCACAAAGUGUUACAUCUUGUAGAGGUGUUAGCAAGACCUAUGGUGAUGUAUCAAACUCUUCACCCUGUACAUUGGAGCCCCGUAUACGUUGGUGGAAGGAGCAGCAGCUUGGACGACGAUGGAAUGGGACAGUUGAUGACGUCAGUUACAGUCCCUAUAUUCGACAGGAGAAAUCACACGCAAAGAGAGGCUAAUUUGCUUGGCGUAGUGGGCACAGACGUUCCUGUUGAUCAAAUAAAGAAGCUCGUGCCACCAUAUAAGUUGGGAGUAAACGGUUAUUCCUUCAUGGUGGAUAACAACGGGCAUGUUUUGUAUCACCCGGAUUUGAGACCUUUGCACACAAACGAGGAGUACACUGAAACAUUGAGACCACUCUACUCGAGCGUCGACAUCACAGACGUAGAACUACUCGUUGAUUCCGAUGAGAAUUCCAGAGUUAAUUUAACUUCACUACUAUUGGAUCUUCGUCACGAUAUGAUAGAACAACGUGAAGGAGAAACAGAAAUGGGUGUGAAAGUAGCUUAUGAAGGAAUGAGACGCGUCGGUACUAGACGUCAGAGAUAUUUCUAUGGACCCGUAGAAGGAACCCCUUACUCCUUAGCCGCUGUACUACCCGAUGGUUAUGGCAUGUAUGAACUGCAGGCUGAACAAGAAAUUAAACACAGCCCUAUUAAUGUCACGGAAUACUUUAAAGGAGACAACUGGAAGAUACAUCCAGAUUGGGUAUACUGUGAGUAUGCCUCCACAUCCGACCAGACGUUCUCGAGCCCCGAGGAGCAACUGCUUCAUUUCCUGAGCAGGUCAGGUCGUCCUGGUUGGAAGUGGAUGUCUCUACGGCCUCGCGCCCUCACUCUUCAUAACGCACACAAAAAACAGGACAGAGAUUCGUACUAUUGUGAUAAAACCUUAGUGCAGUCUCUAGUCCGAGAUGCAAUGGUAAUUAAAGAAUUGGACGCUCACAUUGGACACGCCAGCCAUCACACACACCCGAUAGCAACAUUAAUGGCACUACUGACAAGACAAGGCCGAUUUCACAAAUUCGUCGUGACGUUGUCCUUCAUCGCUACCAGAAGCGGUUUAUUGAAAUGGACUGAAAAUGUCAACACAUCGAGAACAGCUGACUCUUCUGAACCACACUUCAGCGAAAAAUAUGCUCGUGCUUUCGACUCUGAAUGGUACCGGCGUGCGGUGGAACAUCACUCCAUUGAACCGGAAAGUUUCGUGUUCUCUGUUCCCUUCCGUGACGGUUCCGAGCCCGAGGACUUCAGCGGGAAACCGACGCUAGUGUUAGCGACACACGCAGUCUUCGUUGAAUCAAGAGGACAUCGCGCACCCGCCGCUGUGGUCGGAUUACACUUCCAACUAGAUUCACUAGCUAGACACUUCUUGAACGUUACUUCAACGUGCACGGCGGGCAGUGUCUGCAAGAAAACCUGCGCUGGUGAUGAAUUGGAUUGCUACAUACUCGACGAUAACGGGUUUAUCAUUUUGUCGGAAGAUGUUUCACAGACUGGACGUUUCUUUGGUCAAGUGGAUGGGACUAUAAUGGAUUCGCUGGUUCAGGAUAGAAUUUACAAGAAAGUCACCGUCCAUGACCAUCAGGGCAGAUGUCCAGAUUCAAGGAGCCCCUUCAGUGGAGCAUCCAACAAACUGACACCUAUGAAACCUCUGGCUUGGCUCGGAAGUUACUUCACAAACUUACUUACUAUAUGGUAUCCAUUACUCGAGACUAUACAUGCACGAGCGCACCCUCACGCGCAAGAAGAAUUGGAUUAUGAAGAUUACGAGACCGAAGACAUGGAACACGAGGAAGACGUGGACCGUGAUCGUGGUACAUACGAGAUUAUUAUAGACGGCCUUGGAGGCUCUGAGAAGCACGAGCCUCCUCUCAGCCCCGGGCCGCCGCGGGAGCCCCCUCGCGAGGCCGCACGCUCCGCCGCCGUCCGACCCUGCGAUACUAGCGCUGAACUCUUCACCCUACAAUCCACCAGACUAAACGCCGCCCAACCACUUAAAGGAAAACUCACCAAUUGCCACAACUCUGGAUGCGAGAGGCCGUUCAGCGUACAGAAGAUACCACACAGCAACCUGAUCCUGUUAGUAGUGGAUACAUUAUGUCCGUGCGGCGCUAAGAGACUGGACGUGAGGGCGCGGGAGGCGGGGGGAGGGAGGAGCGCGUGCAGGAGACACCCGCGAGCACUGCCCAGGAGACGACCACGAGCAUGUGUGUCAUACCACCCUGAGGAAAUCGAGAUCCAAUCCUGCGGCCGCGGUGGCCGGACGGAGCCUACAAUAUUUGUGUUCUCAGUGAUCGUCCUACGAAUUUUGUUAAAAUUCGCAACGUGA
Messenger RNA from Danaus chrysippus (African queen), 2817 nucleotides. NCBI's taxonomy places the organism in Eukaryota, Metazoa, Arthropoda, Insecta, Lepidoptera, Nymphalidae. The record is from the annotation of a GenBank genome assembly.